This is a messenger RNA of Sphaeroforma arctica JP610, 363 nucleotides long. RefSeq lists its product as hypothetical. Bases 1 to 363 code for a protein of 120 amino acids. NCBI's taxonomy places the organism in Eukaryota, Ichthyosporea, Ichthyophonida. Gene Ontology annotation, molecular function: GTPase activity; GTP binding. Gene Ontology annotation, biological process: vesicle-mediated transport; intracellular protein transport; protein localization to Golgi membrane. The record is from RefSeq and is a predicted model, not a curated record. Gene Ontology annotation, cellular component: cytoplasm; trans-Golgi network. The transcript is spliced from 2 exons.
AUGUGGGAUGUUGGCGGACAAGAUAGUUUGCGGAAAACCUGGGAAACCUACUACACAGAUACGAAAGUAAUUAUCCUCGUGAUCGACAGCACAGAUCGCGAGAGGCUGGGACUAUCAAAGGAGGAGCUAAAUCGUAUGCUAAAUCACAGCGACCUAAAAGGCAGCAGUCUGUUGGUGCUCGCAAACAAACAAGACUUGGAAGGAGCACUCACAGCAGCAGAAAUCAGUCAAUAUCUAAACUUGUCUUCGAUCAAAGACCAUGGCUGGAAAAUACAAUCAUGUGUAGGUACCACUGGGGAGGGGUUAUGGGCUGGCUUAGAUUACGUUGUUAACGAAGUUCGAAAUAAGGAAUCUGAAUCGUAG